Messenger RNA from Vanrija pseudolonga, 8547 nucleotides. RefSeq lists its product as uncharacterized. Lineage: Eukaryota; Fungi; Basidiomycota; Tremellomycetes; Trichosporonales; Trichosporonaceae. The transcript is spliced from 4 exons. The record is from RefSeq and is a predicted model, not a curated record. Bases 1 to 8547 code for a protein of 2848 amino acids.
AUGGUCAAGGAGGUGCGGCCGCCGACGGUUGUCAAACCAAGAUCAUCGUUGGGCGACCAACAGGUUGCAGAAGCAGCAGAACCAUCCGGCUCAAAGCUUCCUGUCGCUUCGUCGCGUAUCCCACAGCCGUCGCGCACCGCCCUUUCACAACGCGCAAACAACCAAAAGUCCGCCCAGCCGACCAAGCUACCGACUCGAGCACGCGCCAAGCCCGCUGCGUCGUCCAGUGCACAGAACGUGCCCAGGCGACCCGCUCCUACUCGUGCCAUCUCUCCGGACCCUCUGUUAAUAGCAUCGACAUCUCGCCGACCUCCGGCGGCGGCAGAGCCCGCUGCACCACCGCGCCGUCAGGCGGCACGCCAGCCUGUCCGAGCAACCGGCGGAGCGACCCCAACGUUAAAUCGUCCAGACGACACCUUCGUGUUUGGGCGCCUUGAUGAAGACGACACAAUGAUUGGGCGCAUCGCCUUGCCGUCCGAUAUGGCAGCGUUGAGCUCGUCGGAGAUUGAAGACGAAGAGGAUGCCCCCACCCCAAAACCCCGCCCGAAGGGUCGGGCCGUGACUGGCCUAGGAAGGUUGUUGACACCCCAAGCUAGCAGCCAGGAGGUCUCGUCACUUGCUGGUCCUUCAACGCGUAUAGCCAGUCGCCCUUCCAGACCACGGCCCCCGACACCCGAAUCGCAGGAGGUCUCCUCUCAGGCCCGUGCACCUGACAGUCCACCGCGCCGAACCGUCCCCUCGGAUACAAUCGAGGAAUACGACACGCCGUUGAGAGAGCCUCCCGAGCCGACACGCCAAAGGCAGGCACGUCUGAGCGACACCCCGAAGGCGAGCACCAAGCGCAAGUCAUUACCGUCCGCGCCAGAUACCGAGAGACCGAAGAGUGCCAGGAAACGAGUCGCGACUCCGACAUCAUCAGAUUUGAGCGUACACAACGUAACGACUACCCCGGCUGCGGCCCCUCGGAGUCGAAAUGCCCCCUCCACCGAACCGCAGGCGCGUGAAUCGGCGAAGAGGCGCGCUCCUACUCCCAAAACCCAGACGCCGAACCGUAAGAGGCGCUCGUCUACGGUUGAGAGACGGAAGACAAUGUCGGGGUCCACUCCUCGGAAGCCACCCGCAGAGGUACUCGCCAGCCGUGGUAUAAGGGUUGGCAUCGCUCGUGAGGCUCUCAAGCCCACACCGGGCGACGAUCCACUACUCUUGAUGGGAGCUUCAAGGGAGCGGCGACGACGCAUGAGUCAAACGCCUGGAUGGUCUCCGCAGAAGCGCGUUCUCCUCAGGACUGCGAUGACUGAGCCCCGCCCCACGACCACAACCUUCGGUUUCCCAGCUCGCCAGCCUCUCAAGGCGCCACUUCUUGGUGUCACGGAGGAGGCAGCGGCCGAGGACGACAGCGCAAAUCACGACUAUGGAGGAGGCGCAAGUGACGAUGACGGUGAGGGCGUUGGAAAUGACACCUUUGUCGACGUGCGCAGUCGAAGAGAUUUACCAUCGCGGCCGCCUUCGGCGCUUGGUGCGGCCAGACCCCCUGAACGAUCAAGACCAACGACCCCUGCCGAGAUUGCAUCCACACGACUAGCUUCAGCUAUCGCAAGAUCUCGUUCCGCGUCUCGGUCAAACUCGCCUCCAGCGACGAGGUCAGCAAGCCCUAACCACCCAUCGCUUCUCCACGGACUGCAGCGGUUCGUUACACCCGCGGUUGAGCCUGGCGAGGAGAAUGAAGAAAGCGAAGCGGCGGAUCUGGAGCCAACUUACGUUUCUCCUGUGGCUUCGCCCAGAGGGACGCCGCACCCAGGAGAUGACAAUGAGGACACGCAUGAGCCCGAAGACCAUGAAGACCUCGUCAUGGCCGAUGGAUACAGGUCGCCGUCGUACUCGCCCGGGCCGCCCGGCGCGGCUUCACCCAGCAUGUCGCCGCCCAUGUCCUUUGACGCACCGACACCAAACGUGGCCAACGCCUUAGACUUUGACAGCCCGUCCUUGCAGCGCAUUCUCCGUGGGUCUGGCUCCCAAGCGUCAGACACGUUCAGUCCAUCAGGGGCAUCCCCACUGCUUCCGCGACGAAUCUCAAGGUUCGCCCCUAUUAGCAGUGAUCCACCAGCCCCUCCAAGCUUUACGGCCCCCGCCGACCGAUCCACAGUCGCCGUGGACGAGGACGCCGAUCACUCCGAUUCGUUUGAUGCCGAGGAGGACACUGUCAUUGCGCGGCAAUCGCCCGAUGUGUCCACCGAAGCCUUGGAUCCUGAAGAACUUGGCGAGGACGAACAACCAGAGGAGCCACCUGCCACCCUGGCCCAGGAAAUGCCUGAAGACGACCAAGAUGUUGAGGAGGAGGACGAGCACAACAACCUACCAGUUGCCCGAUCCCCAAGCCUUGGAUACUCUCCUUCUCCUGAGCCGGAGGGCGACGACGACUUGGAGGGUGACACUGUCAUCAUCGCGGACGAGACUAUGGAAGCAGAGGACUCGGGCGAGCUCGAGCCCCCAGUGACUGAGACUGGUACGCCUGUCGCCCAGCCACCGACCGUUGAAGUGGCGCUCCAAGAUUCACCUCGCCAAGCGACACCUCCAAUCCGUGUUGUGGUAGAUCAGUCAUUGGCAGUACCCUCGACGUCCAACACGGCCCGGGCCCGAACAGAACCGCCAGUGCCAUCGUCGCCGUUCGUUAGCCGUACUGGCUUCCGUUUCUUCAGCCCGGCCGCCAGCAGCGUCGACUUAGCCCGUCUCUCUCCGGCACCGGUGGACGUCGACCGUCUCUCCCCAGCUCCUGUGACGAACCGCCUGUCACCUGUCCCCGAAACCGCUGCCCGGCGAUUGUCGCCGCUUGCCUCUGCCCCUGCGCGCUUGCCUCUCUCGCCGGUUGCCUCGGCGAGGCGAUCAGCUUCGCCCAUGCUUCCUACGCGCGUCUCGACAGCUUCCGCAUCCUCGGUCCAUGAAGGCCUUGACGAGGACCUCGACGCCACUCCGCUCGAGCCGUCGAGGGAGCCUUCCCAAGGACCGUCGACGGAGGGUCAAGACGCAGUCGGCGACACCAGUGCAGUGCCCGACUCCGAUGAAACUCGCACUGCAGGCAUGGCUGAUAGCUCUGGGGAGCAGUCUUCCACCGAGAUCGACGCCGCAGCGGAUACUGUGGUGAUCGAGGGCGCGAGCUUUGAUGUGGAUGCCACAGCAGACACGAUCGCUGUGGACAGCGACCCCGUUCAUGUGCACGCGGACGAGGACGAGGGCGUCGAGGAAGCCGAAGCCGACCAGUCGAUGAGCUCCCCCAGAUGGCGGACGACCAGCAACCGCUCGUCUAUCGCGGACGUUGUCAACGCCGCCAUUGCGGCAGGUAUGGUUCUCGACGACCAGAGUGCACCUCCUUCCAGUGACCCCGCUGUUCAAGAUCCACCAUCGACUCCAUCACGGCCCCUGACUGAAGCAAUGGCCACGACUCCCACUCCGGAUCGUCGAGAGGUUACGACCAAGGAGCCCGUUGGUCGUUCUUCUCCGUCUCCGGAACCUCAGCUGUCCGACGACGGCUCCGAGGGUGUGCCCGAUCCCGAGCUACCUCUGGGUUUCAGACGUCGCAUGGACGCUGGUAUAACGCCAGUCCGCCCGCGCGUCUCUGGUGCCUCGCAGCCACCUGCGUCCAGGCGAGCUAGCGCAGCUCUUCACGUUGAGGAGCCGGCAAGCUCGUCAUCUCCGGUCCCUCAACCACUGCAGGAAAGCACAUCGCUUCCACACCCAGCUCCCUCCCCAGUCGCUGUGUUGAAGGAGAGGACCCCUCCUCCCGCUUCCCCACCAGCCACGCAGCCGUCUCCUCCAUCACCUGCGCUCCGAACCCGGGCCGCUUCUCAACGAGCCACGACCGCCACCCCGGCCUCAGUACUGGCAACGGCGCCACGAUCACUACCUGCAUCCACUGAGCGCCUCAGGUUUGAGGCAGUGGAGAUUCCUACACGCCGCAACAGGCUGGGGUUUCCACAGGCCGCCGAGGGACCAAGUCCCUCGGCAACCGCUGGUGAGCCGUCUACUCCGCGGUACUUUAUCCGUCGGUCGAGAGGGGCGCCUGGCGUGACGUCGCAAUUGUCACCUGGAGAAGGAUCUGCAACAACGCCCCGUGUUGACCACGACGGGUCCGCCUCUCCACCGUCUCGUACGCGACACUUGGAAUCUCCACUGUCCUUGCGAAGCGAAAUGACCUCCCAUGCCUCUCCGUCUGCAACUCUCAACCAUGCCGCCGUCGACACGAAUCGGAUGCCUCCCGGUGCCAGAUCGCCCUUUCGCCCGCACGGCGUCUCGCCGAUUUCGUCGCAUAGCCCGAGGUUGGGGCUGUCGCCCGCCAAGGCGGCCUCCGAACAGGCCACAGCUUCGUCAACCCUGCAAGCGUCGACAUCGACGUUGGUUGACGAAGUGGUGCGCACCACUCCCUCGUCCUCGUCCUCGUCCUCGUCCUCUUCCAUCGAGGCGAGUUCACCCCCGGCGGCGGCUAGCGACUCCUCGCCGGAGCGCCCGGUCUCUCCUGUGCGUCAAGCUGCUGCCUACCGAUUUAGCGUCACUCCCAGGAGAACUCCAGUGCCCGAGGUCGACCAGCCAGGCUUCAUGCCAUCCUCACCGAUGUCACCAACCAACCUAUCGCCCGCGUUGUCGUCUCGGCUGUCAUCGGGGCUCACGCACAACUUUGGUUCUGUGGCAGUUGGUUCUCCGAGCCGCGCUCCCCGCCUCGCCUCGCCCAUGCUGUCCCGAUCGAAUGCAGUUGAGGUUGAGGACGAGGAGCGGAGGACGAACGACGCGCCUCUGGUCCUGAACGGAGGCCACGAUACCUCACUGGAGGCCCCGUUUGAGGAGGAGGAUACCGUGGAAGCUCCCUUUGAAGAGGGUGACACUUUGGAGGCUCCUUUUGAGGAGGGUGACACCUUGGGUGCGUCUUCUGAGGAAGAGGAAACGAGCGAGAUUCAUCCACAUGAUUCGGCCAACAAACAUCCCCAGCCCGAAGUUCCUCUGAACAACGUUGCGACGGCGACGUCUCCAGAGCCCACGACUACAACCACGGAAGUACUGGCGCAGACGUCUCUCGACGACUCCUCGAUUGAGGAGCCUUCUGACGAAGAUGACAGCGACCAGCCCGUCGACUCGAGCGAUCAAGCCGCUUCCGCUGUGACCCCCGAACCCGAGCCACUUGCGGCUGUGCCCUCUGCAAGCCGUGAUGACUCCAUUGUCAACCAUGUUUCAUCCGUUGAGCCUCUGCAGGGUCAAACCCCUAUUGCUCUGCCUUCGGGGCCAACCCCUGCCAGCUCGCGGCCUUCAAGCCAGUCUCCUGCGUCUGCUGCCCGGUCGCCUUACAACUCGACUGCCCCCAUUGGCCGCACACUGAGCUUCUCCUCCGCAGCCCGCACCCCAGUCGCGACAUCUCUCCCAAGACCACCCCUUGUCGACUAUGACAGCGAUGACAGCGACGACAUUGGCGCGAACGACACCAUCGAGGGCGUCACGGGAGCGUGGGAUGUCACAGCAGCUGACGUGAGGUUUGACGAGGUCGCCACGCGCGCCAUUCGCUUUGAGGAUGCCGAGAUCAACGACAGCCGACUCGAAUGGAACAUUACGGCCAUUGCACCCGCUGUCGGCGCGGCCGCUGCUUGGGCCUCGCCUCGCCUCGCCUCGCCGUCGUCGCCCUCCGUCCCCCCUCAUGCAAGCCCUUCAAGAACCCCGCGGUCACCCGUGGUGCAACCUCGAGCUCGCACACCUGUUGUUCCUCUGUCGCCAGCACAAAGCGCGCGGUCCCAGUCGCUCUUGGCGCCGCAAUCACCUACGCGAAGAGUGCGCGGGCCUUCGCCCUUGGCGGUGCAUUCGCCAGCCCGAGCCGUACGAGACUCAUCCCUCCGCGCCACUCAAUCGCCUGCGCAAGUGCCAUCCCAGCGCGGCGCGCCGUCACCUUCUCUCCGCUCUUCCAUUCCUUCCUCUGACCGCGGCGCGAGUGAGGACCCAGAGGAGGCCACAAAUCGAACUCUUCGACAGGACGCGCCACCUCCACCUUCUGACGGCUUCCUCCCAACCUCAUCCCCCGCCAAAGCUGCCUUUCUGUACCAAGACGAAGGUGUUGAAGUCGAUGACGAGGAGCCUGCGGACUUGACUGUCCUGGCCAAUGGUCACUGGGAUGAGCUGAGGGUCGGUGUCGAGUCUGAUCUCCAUGGCCAGCCCAACGGUCACUACGACGAAGAGGAACAGUCCUAUGAAGAUCAACCUGAUGAAGACGCCGACAACGACGACUUGGACCAUGGAGACGGCGACGACGAGCUGGGCGACGAGGGUGAAUACCCCGAGGACGAGACAGAUGACGACGAAGAGGUCGAGGUGAACGCCCCCGCCUCAGACGACGGCAGGAUCCUCCUCGCUCUUGUUCCCCGCGGCAUUGUCAAGGUAGAGCCAAACGAGGUGCCGCACGACGCUCCCCCAACAGCGCAAUCUCCAGCACAGCAGCCGCCUGCGUUAGUGUUCCCAGCUCGCAUUGGGGUACCCUCCCCCUUCGUUCUUGCGGCGCAGUCUAGACCAAGAGGCUCUGCUCAGGCUGUUGACCAGUUCCGCCCUACUCAGGUGCCGCCUUCCGCCCCGGGGCCGCCAAACCGCGGCGCCGCUGAUGCGAGCACCUUGUCGCUCCUCAACGGACCCCCGGCUGAGAGUGAGACUUUGGACGAGCCACGGCCAUCGACUCGGCGCCCGCCGACUCAGCCGAAGGUUCCCACACCUCUCCCUCCCCCACCACCACCGGCCCCCGCCUCCUGGCAAACAUCCCGGCCCCGAAUUCCCUCUGCCCUUGCCCAAGAGAUCUCCAACAGGAGUGCGGCGUCGAGCGUCCAGCCGUCGCCAGCCCGCUCCCUUCACGACGAGCUCGAGAGCGCAGCUGCCGAGAACGAGUCGAUCGCGGCAAGUGAUGACGAGUCGGAGGCCUCGUCGGACCCCUUCAACUCGGUGGUAGAAAUCGUAUCGGCGGACCCCUUCGCUGCUGCCCGUGCCGCGGCCAUUUUAAAGGUUAACUACGAAUAUGUCGAGCACGGUAUCCUGCCUGACGGAACGCCUGGACCUGUCACUCGUCCCUUCCUGAGGACAGCCUCAGAAAUUGCCGAAGACGUCGCGAACCGAUCGUUCCCCGAUGGCACGCUUGACCUGCAGUCGAUCGUGCACGACGCCGAGCUCGACCUCUCUUACCGGGCCGACUGGUCACGAUCCCCCAGCCACAUUUCGACGUGCGCGCCCGACAGUCCUCUACCGAUCCCCGGCGGCUGGGGCAACCGCUCCAGCUCUAAGAGAAAGCGCGAGGUUGGACCUGAAAGCACAGCGCGCAAGAGGCGGACUCAUGACGCCUCGCUGUUUACCAAGGCCAACUGGGGGCUACUCAACAAGGUCUACCGGAGCGAACGCCGCAAGUGGAUCCAGGAACGUGAUAACGGUUCGGCCCGCGAAUGGGACGAGUCACGAGUAGUGGAGGCGUUCGUCGAGAAACAGCAGCUGUUGGAGACGGACCUUGUCGCUCGAUGGAGGAGGGACCUGCUCGCAGACUACGUUGCUGCCCUAGGGCGGCGCUUAUCUGGCAAAGACAAAGGGAAGGGUAAACAACCCGACGCAAAUGGUGCACAUGACGAGCCCAACGCGACCCGAGUCGAGCCUGUCCCUCCUUCGACGAUCAAACGAGUCAUCGACUGGGUCUGGGGCGUUGGCACUGGUCGGAAACGAGGGUCAGGAGGGAUUGUCAAGCGUGUCCAAACCCCGUAUGUCGGUGGGGCGGGUUACGCGUCUCCAUCCGACGACCCGUACCAGCAGGACGACUCGAACGCCAGAAUCAACUAUUCACGCUCGCGUCGGUCGGUGUCUGUUCAAAUUCCCGACGGUGCUGGCGGAUUACAGCUGCGCACUCUGGAUGAGACCUUCGACAUUGGCGACGUGACGAUGGCACAGACUCCCUCUCGUCCUGUCACCCGCCAUCACCGCCCCCUCGAGGUCGCCUCCCGCGCGCCGGCUAUUGUGGAGGAGGAAGAAUCCGGGUCGGCCGAUGAAGCUGAGGAGGCUGAGGAGUCUGUGAGCGGCGACAAUGGCUCUGCGCACGAAGAGGAGGAAGAGCAGCCACCAAAACGGGCUCGCCGCCAGUACGCACAGCCUGCCUCGCGCGCAUACCGUUACGGCGCUGGGGACGCGGACAACACCCGGCGCCUGUUCGCCCCUGUCUACCCUUCGCUGCCUGAGCGGACUGCUGCGUUAACGUCGGUCGUAUCUGGCACGCCUCGGCCACUCGUCAAGGUUAGAUCUGGGCCGAAACACGCGAUCCCAUUCCCGCUCGGUGGGCCAUCGUCGUCGCGCUCGGCGUUACCCGGUGGCCCGACUCCGCACGUGAAGAACAUUGUGCGCGGGUUCGAGGAGAGCCGACAGCUGGACCUGAGCUACGAGAGCCGGCGGCGUGAGAAGGAGAAGGCGAGUGUGAGCGGGCUGCGACGCGUGUCGAGCCGUGUCGAGAGUUUAAACGAGAGCUUUGCGCAGAGCAGCGGUAGCAGCUUUGAGCACGACUACGAAUAG